This is a messenger RNA of Ostreobium quekettii, 1308 nucleotides long. The record is from the annotation of a GenBank genome assembly. NCBI's taxonomy places the organism in Eukaryota, Viridiplantae, Chlorophyta, Ulvophyceae, Bryopsidales, Ostreobiaceae.
AUGGCUGCCCAGGGGCCCCUAACGCCGUCCGCCGCCUACGGGAUGAUCAGCAUCUCGGAGGCCCAGGCCAUCGUGCUGGAGCACUGCCGCGUGCUUCCUGUGGAGAGAGUGCCGACCCACGAGGCGGUCGGGAUGGUGUGCGCGGAGGCCGUCGUGGCAAAAGACCCCUUGCCGCCGUUCCCGGCGUCCAUCAAGGAUGGCUAUGCAGUUGUAGCAUCGGACGGGCCAGGGGAGUAUCCAUUGGUUGGGGAGGCACUUGCUGGAACGUCAGGCUCUCUGAAGGUGGAGCCUGGUACUGUGGCAUAUAUAACAACAGGUGCUCCACUCCCUCCAGGAGCUGAUGCUGUCGUUAUGAUUGAGCAAACUGAGGCACUGGCUCCGGGUGAUGAUGGCAGGAAGCGUGUGAAGGUCAACAAGGGGGUGGUAGCAGGGGCUGAUGUGAGGCCUGUGGGCGUGGAUAUUGGAUGUGGCACAGUAAUUUUGCACCCAGGCGAUCGAAUCGGCAUUGCAGAAGUCGGCCUGGCAGGGAGUGUGGGCGCUGCUGCAGUCUCUGCCUACCGCCGUCCCUGUGUGGCUGUCCUGUCCAAUGGCGACGAGAUUGUCAGUUCAGACACAGCCAGCCUAGGACCUGGCCAGAUCAGGGACUCCAAUCGCCCCAUGCUGUUGGCAGCCGCCCGUGAGACGGGCGCACUGGUGACAGACAUGGGAAUCGUUGGGGACAAGCAGGGCUCCCUGGAGGAGACUUUUGAGAAGGCCAUUCAGGAUGGAGCUGAUGUCAUCAUAACAUCAGGAGGAGUUUCAAUGGGUGCUCGGGACUUGAUCAAACCCCUUCUUGAAAAGAAGGGAACAAUAUACUUUGGAAAAGUUUGCAUGAAGCCAGGGAAACCUCUCACAUUUGCAACCAUUGAGGACAGUGGCAGUGGCAGAACUAUCCUUGUGUUUGCACUCCCAGGAAAUCCUGUGAGCAGCUAUGCUUGCUUCCAUCUGGUGGUUGCAUCUGCUCUUCGCAAGUGUCAAGGUUGGCGGGAACCCUCACUGAGGCGUGUGCACGUCCGGUUGUCGAGUGCGGCCAAAAUGGACAGUGGCAGGCCCGAAUUUCAAAGGGCACGCAUUCAUUGGGAAAGCGACGGCGAGGGCGCGGGGCAAUUUGUUGCCAAGGGGACUGGGUCCCAAUUGAGCAGCCGGCUGCUUAGCGCAUUGUCUGCAAAUGCCCUGCUUGAAAUUCCGCAGGGUACCGGCGAGGUGCCUUCCGGCGCAACGGUUUCCGCUGUGCUGGUGGACGAUUUGAGACACAUGUCACUGCAGUGA